Molecule: messenger RNA, 1674 nt
Organism: Cladophialophora psammophila CBS 110553
Lineage: Eukaryota; Fungi; Ascomycota; Eurotiomycetes; Chaetothyriales; Herpotrichiellaceae
Exons: 5
Coding region: 1-1674 (557 amino acids)
Molecular function (GO): catalytic activity
Source: RefSeq, a predicted model, not a curated record
AUGAUCAACCCGGAAGUUAGCAUUGCGACGGGCGCCGCCCAAAUUUUACUGGACCAUUUUGUUACUAUUACAGAGUUUGACCUGCCAAAGGAGGUGGUGGAAGGGGCACAGUACAUCAAAUUCACACCGCAGGAGGCUCCUCCUUUCCUGCCCACUUCAUUGAGGAUGUCCGAGUCGUCUGCGGCACUUUGGGCUAUGAUAGCGCUCUUCGCCGGCGAGAUAUCCACGCAUCGCUAUAAUUUGCCAACUCAGAAUAUCACGGUUGACGUCUACUCAGCGACUCUGUUCCUCAUGUCAUCUUUCUUGUUCAAAUCGCAAGGAAAGACGAUUGCGGACCCUCAUUUAGUGAACCGCUGUCUGAAGAUGGACCUGGGCAAGAUUAGGGAGGGUUAUCGAGGGCCAGCUACAAAUAUCUACAAAGCCAAAGACGGCAGGUUUUUCCACCUUCACGGCAGCCUCAACACCACGCCAAUAUUACAUAUGCUGGAUCUCCCGCAACACCGACCUGAUCUGGAUGGAAGAGAAAAUUAUGAUCGCGUGCGACAAGUAUAUCGAGAUGCCGUGGCCCAGCAUGACAGCAAAUGGCUCGAUAUUGAAAGCAACGAAUAUUGGCGGGCCGCUGGGACGAUCUGCUACACCAUAGAUGAAUUCCGGGAGACACCUCACGGGAAGGUCAUCUCCCAUGAGCCACUAUAUACGGUGUCCCUUGUCUCUUCUGAGCUUCCACCAGUCCCAUGGGCAGAUGCUCGUGAUGAACGGCAGCCUCCAUUGGCCGGGGUUCGAGUACUUGACUUGAGCCGGGUGGUAGCGACUCCCACUAUUUCUAGCGUGCUGGCUCUCCUGGGUGCCGAAGUGCUUCGGAUCUCCAACGACAAUCUCCCGGAUACGGUAGGCAAGCGGGACACUAGGCUUCAUCUCAAGACUCCGGCAGACAAAGAAAAGUUGAAGAAGCUUGUGGAAGAUGCGGACGUGCUAGUUGACGGAUAUCGUCCGGGUGCUCUGGAAAGAUUGGGAUUCGGCCGCAUAGAGGUACAAGAGACUGCAAAGAGAAGAAAGAGAGGAAUUGUCCAUGUCCGAGAAAACUGCUAUGGAUGGAAAGGAGAAUGGAGUCAUCGAUCCGGGUGGCAGCAGAUAGCCGACGCAGUUUCCGGGGUCACUUGGUUACAGGGCGACUUUCUUGGCUUGAAGGAGCCCGUCAUUCCCCUUUUGCCAAAUUCUGAUUAUCAGACCGGGCUGGGCGGGGCGAUUGCCACCUGUCAAGCACUUUGGAAACGCAACAAGUACGGAGGCUCAUACAAUGUCGAUAUCUCUUUGGUGCAGUACAACUUGUGGUUCAUGAGCCUGGGCAUCCAUGACCAGGAGACCUCCCGCAGAAUCCACGCGUUGAAUCCUCGAUUUGAAGCGCACCAUGACACGGAGCUGACCACUAUGUUGGCACAAGUGAAAGAAGAAUCAAAGAAAAGCCUUGGUGUUGGCCCUGGGAAACUCUGGGAUCCCGCAAGGUUUACCACGAGCCAAAUGCGCUGGGGUAUCCCAAGUGAGAUGGGAUCGCAUCUGGAUUGGAGAAAGAUCAUCCGCUUUGGAAACAAUACUGGGACUAACGGGAUUGCGUUGGGAUAUGAUAGGGGGUCCUGUGCUCCUGGAAGUGACGACCCACGCUGGCUGACGAUCUAA